AUGGACCUCUAUGAUCAGCUGCCGAACAGCAAAUUGGCCUUUCUAGCAGAGUAUGCCGUUGUGCUGGAAUGUUUGAUAGAGAAACGAGUUACAGUAACGGAUCUGUUGACUCUGAAAGCGGCAGAACUCGCGAGAAUAGUACCACGUUCUAUUAAUGAAAUCACAAGUUUCCAACGGGCUCUCAAAGAUGAGUAUAAAGAUCUUAUAUUUGGGCGUAAUCGAUCCCGUUUGUCGGUGGUUCAAAAUUGCGUUAAAACAUUCACAUCUGGAGAUGCUGGGAUAGACGAAGUUUUACGUGGUGGAAUACGUACGCAUGGUAUAACUGAAGUUUUUGGCGGAAGCUCUACGGGAAAGUCUCAAUUUCUCAUGCAAUUGGCUUUAACUGUUCAAGUUCCUGUUGAGAAUGGAGGUUUGAAUGGAAAAUGCGUUUUCAUCACCACGGAAGGCGGUAUCUCGACAAAGAGGCUUGAGGAGCUCAUUACACAGAAAUCAAGGCUACUGCCAGGUUUUGAGCAUGUUUCUCAAGACAAUAUUUUUACUGUCAAUUGCAACGAUCUUGCCAAUCAAGAGCACACGCUCCAGGUUCAGCUCCCUGUUCUUAUCGAGAGAAAUCCGGACAUCAAGCUUGUCAUAGUGGACUCGAUUUCGCAUCAUCUUCGAGUGGAGCUCGAAAGAAAAACCUUUCGAGAUUCUCACGAUAAUCGACAAUACAUCGAUAAGAUGGCCCAAAACCUCUUGAAGCUGGCAAAUGAUCACUCAUUGGCCGUGGUAGUCGCUAAUCAAGUUGGUGAUAAACCAGUUCCUGAAACGCCCGUGCCUAAUCCCUCUACGAACGGCGAUUUCACUGGUUAUAGUUACCAAGUUGGUUGGACCGUUGGUUGGAAAGACUCUAGCAUUUACUAUCGCCAAGUGCGAGAAGGGCUUCUGACCGACAGUGUCAAUACGCUACGAACUCAGCCACGAAGCAACAUCGAAAAUAUUCUUUCUGAGGAUGAGGACUACAAAAUAGUUGCAGAAGCAGCAUUUGCCAGGAAACGACCGCGGGACGAAAGCAACACCAGCAAAGAAAGCUCUAAAAGCUCCUCAUCACAGCAGCUUUCAUCAUCAGCUCGCUCUGGAAGAUCCAACUCACCUUCUCCGCGCCUGCCGUUAAUGCCGAUGGGACGCAGGCGUAAGGUGGAAACAAAGAUCCCCAAUCUCGGAUUGUCGUGGGCUAAUCACAUCUCGGUAAGAAUCAUGCUUUCUAAGAUCUACAAGGCAAGUCCUUUGAUCAAAAAAGGGCAACUGGAUAUCAAUGAAAUGACGGAUACAAAUAAUUUUUGGCAAGUUCAUAGAACGUUACGAGUGGUUUUAUCAGAAUAUUCCAAGAGGCCAGAUGUCGAUUUCAUCAUCUCAUCGCAAGGAAUUGCAAGUAUCAAACAAGUUGAACAGGACACAUAG
Messenger RNA from Lachancea lanzarotensis, 1440 nucleotides. It is a transcript of the gene RAD57, whose product is annotated as LALA0S10e05864g1_1. Bases 1 to 1440 code for a protein of 479 amino acids. The transcript has a single exon. The record is from RefSeq and is a predicted model, not a curated record. Gene Ontology annotation, biological process: DNA recombinase assembly; mitotic recombination; DNA strand invasion. Lineage: Eukaryota; Fungi; Ascomycota; Saccharomycetes; Saccharomycetales; Saccharomycetaceae. Gene Ontology annotation, molecular function: ATP hydrolysis activity; double-stranded DNA binding; ATP binding.